AAAUCAAGCCAGGGUGAGGAUUUGGGCAGUCAGAGUGGCUGCAAAGGAAGUCGAGAGUGGCAAGUGUUUUCAGUGUUGCAAUGAAGUUUAUGCUGAUAUGACUGCAGCGAUGUGUGUACAACUAGUGAUUUUUUUCAGCUCCGUUGUGCUUCACUCUGCGUCGGCUGGAGGUGUGUAUUGUGCUAAAACAGCGAGAGCUCGUGCUGCUGCCUUGGGUUUGGAUUAUCCAGGAGUCCAUGGAGCCCCUGAUCUCUAUGGACCAGCUCACCAUGGGAUGCAGCCUAGAACAAUGCCAUUCAGACAUGAAUUUCACAAUAACAAUGGUGGAUUGGCUGAGACUGAACCUGAACUUAACAUGGCCUCCUACAGACAAAAUCAACCCGCAGUAACAUCCCUGGAUGACAGAAUACAUAAACAAGCUCACCCCAAGGGUUUUGAAUCUACAUUUCUAGUCAGCCGUGACACUUACAAUCCACUUCAAAGUGAAUACACCACCGACCAAGUGGUAAGACUUCCCAGAGGACCAUCAGUUAUUAACCGCAAGUCCAAUUUUGAGGGGGUCAAGCAUGUUGCCCCUCCAACUCUGGCUGUAGCCUCAAGCCAGUCUGACCUUGUGAAUUGGGAUCCUCAAGGUCGCAACAAAGCACUCUCAUUUGUCUACAAUGAGCACGACCUUGUUGUUGAUGAGUCUGUCCCAAAUAGACGUGGCGUGGCUCUGACUAGGCUCCGCCUGCCCCAAAGCCGAGGUCAUGGCCCUUACCAGAGGGGUCUAACUGGAUACGGCCUGCAAAGAAAAGUUCCUGUCCUCGGUUCAUCUGGCUUCACCCACAAACCCCAUGUCAGAGUGAUGACUGGCCGAGGUCCUGCUGUUGGUACGCUGAAAAGGAUUAGGUUCCCUGGCCAUCUUGCUCAGCCCUUGCACAGCAGCCUCAAUGUCAAACAGUUUGCUCAAGGUAACCCAGUUCUGGGACAUAUGACAGAACGAAAAGCAGGUCCAUUUAGAAUAAAUAAGUGAGCUAAAGGGGUCUGACACACAGCUUGGCUGUCUUGUCAAAUAGUGUCCCUGUGAGGAUUUUUUUUGUAUUUUUUUUUUUUUACAGUUAACAGGCAAGCAUUUUGUGAAGGGAAGGCAUUAUGAUUUCAGUGUCUGUCUGUUUUUCUCUAACCUUUACUGGAAGAAGCAACUUAUGUGUACAAGCUCCCGCUUGCUCACCUGUAGCUCUCAAACAAGUCACAUCAUGCAAUAAACAUAAAUUUAUAAAUGGU
Messenger RNA from Larimichthys crocea (large yellow croaker), 1266 nucleotides. RefSeq lists its product as uncharacterized. The transcript has 3 exons. Lineage: Eukaryota; Metazoa; Chordata; Actinopteri; Sciaenidae. Bases 98 to 1015 code for a protein of 305 amino acids. The record is from RefSeq and is a predicted model, not a curated record.